Molecule: messenger RNA, 2194 nt
Organism: Thalassophryne amazonica
Lineage: Eukaryota; Metazoa; Chordata; Actinopteri; Batrachoidiformes; Batrachoididae
Gene: nceh1a
Product: neutral cholesterol ester hydrolase 1a
Exons: 5
Coding region: 74-1333 (419 amino acids)
Cellular component (GO): membrane
Molecular function (GO): carboxylic ester hydrolase activity
Source: RefSeq, a predicted model, not a curated record
UUUUCAGUGACGUGAGCGCUUCCUGGCACCUCGUGCAGGUUGCGGAUGACAGGAUCAGCUGACUGCACAGAAGAUGAAGCCGCUGCUGCUUUUUGUCUCACUGCUGCUGACCGUGUCAGCUGCUUAUUACAUCUACAUCCCGCUGCCCGAUGCCAUCCAGGAACCGUGGAAGCUGAUUCUGCUGGAUGCGGGAUUCCGCACGGCCAUGCACUGGGCUGCUUUUGAGAAAUUUCUGGGCCUUGACGAUUACAUCCUCUCAAUCAGGAAAACUAUAGGUCAUUUUGAGGGCCUGGCACAGUUUUUUGGCAGCUUUGGGUCUGGUGAGGGCAUUGUCUCUGGAGUUAAGGUCAGCGAUACCACUUUCGGAGGUGUUCCCGUGCGCAUUUAUGAGCCACCCACUGGUGGGGAGGGGCAUCUGAGGAGGGCCGUGAUGUAUUACCAUGGAGGAGGCUGGGCCCUGGGCAGUGGCAAGGAGGGAUCGUACGACACUUUGAACUGGUUGUUGUCUGAUGAGCUUAAUGCCGUUGUGGUCACCGUUGAGUAUCGGAUGUAUCCAGAGGUGCAUUUUCCUGAACCGUAUCUAGACUGUCUGGCUGCAGCCAAGCACUUCUUGUCUCCGGAGGUUCUGGCGAGGUAUAACAUUGACCCCGAGCGUGUGGCGGUAGCAGGAGACAGCGCUGGGGGGAACCUGGCUGCUGCUGUCUCUCAGCAGAUUUCCACAGAUGAUGGCAUGAGUGUGAAAUUCAGUAUCCAGGCCUUGAUCUACCCAGUGCUUCAAGCUCUAGACUUCCACACGCCUUCCUACUUGGAGAAUCAGUUCAUACCCAUCCUCUACCGCACCCUCAUGGUGCAGUUCUGGCUGCAGUACCUCGGUGUUGAUCUUUCUUUGCAGCCACAGUUUCUCGCUAACAACCACAGCGCCUUGCACCAUUCCACCGUAUCUCUAGAACUCCGGGGACGGGUGAAUUGGACUGUCCUUCUUUCCCCGAAGUACAGGAAGCACUAUAAGCCUGUCGUGGCAGAAAAGGGGUCACAGCAGUUCAUAAAGGAAGUGCCAGGUCUAGUGGAUGUGCGGGCUUCGCCGCUGCUGGCAGAGCCAGAGGUUUUGGCUAAAUGUCCGCGGACGUACAUUCUGACUUGUGAGUACGACGUGUUGAGGGACGACGGCCUGAUGUACGCACGGCGCUUAAAGGACGCAGGUGUCGCCGUGACCAGUGACCACUACGAGGAUGGGUUCCACGGCUGCUUCAGCUUCUCAUUCUGGCCUCUGGACUUUGACGUGGGGAAGCGGAUGAUCAGGGGAACCAUCAGCUGGCUGCAGAAGAACUUAUAACAUUAAACAACAUAGACACCCAUCAGACACAAAGUGUGGACUCAUGCACAUCUUUUGUUUCUGUUCAAGUUGUAAGGUCAUGACCCAUGUGAGAUUUAUGUGACAUUUGUGAAAGAAUUGAUUAAAUCUUUAUUUUGAACAUGGAAAAAGAUUAAAAAGUGGGGAAAAAUAAUUUCCAACAAACACAGUGAAGCAACUACCUCCACAUUGCACCAUUGAGCAACGCUGCUGUAGCAUUUUCGAAGAUGCUACAGCGGGAAAUGGCACAUAAACAAAACAAACGGUUAAAAUUAUAAUCAGCUAAGGAAAACAAUGCACAAUGUACAACACAACACGAAAUAAUAAACAUAAUAACGAGCAACCCCAAUUAGCGACACAUGCCCAAAUGAAUAACAGGUACAGCUUGGCAAUGCCACAUUAAUAACAACAAUAAAAAUACAAAUAAUAAUUAUGACAUAAUUUGUGUUGCAUUUGUCAGGGAAAAACAUUUCAAAGUGUUUCACACAAACAAAACACAUUAAAACAAAUCAACAACAAAAUCAAUCAACUAUGCCGACAAUGUCAAUUUAAAAUGUUACAUGAUAAAAUAAAAAAAUAUGUUUGCUAUAAACAGAGAGAAAAAAGGUGAGUUUUUGGAUUAAUAGGUCAUAAAAAGCCAUAUCUGCUCUUUAAACUACUUAAAUGCUUUUGUUUUUGGAUUUUUUUAAGUAGACAAUUUGUUGGUGUUUAUUUGUGUAUACAUUUUGUGUGUUCAUUUUUUUUUUUUUUUUGCAUGUUAGCGUUUUAAACUGAAGCGUACUUUGAUUGUUUGACUUGAAAGCACUUUAUAAAUAAAUUAGAUUUACUAUCUCGAAAACACUU